AUGCUCGCCAGUCGACUGUGCGCCCUGCCCCGCUGCAGCACCCGCAGCCUGCGCCUCGCCCUCCCUGCCCGGCCCUUCACCUCGUCGGCCGCCCGUCUCAACGCGACCCCGGACUGGGAGCAGCUCAUCGGUGGCCGCGCCGGCAUCGAGCGCAAGCGCGCUGCCUUCACCGACAAGUACCGCGAUGCGCUCGAGGCCAAAGCCCGCGCCGAGGGCAUCACGGUCGACCAGCUGCGCGAGCGCAGCGCGGCUCAGGCCAAGGCGGCCAGGGCCGUCGCCGGCGGCGACAACACGGUGCAGCAGGCGCCGAUGGGUCCGGUCGAGGCGGGCAGCAUGGACACGCGCAAGACGGGGCGCGAGCUGCAGGAGCCCGAGGUGGUGCGGCCAGCUCCUUCGGCUCGGUCGGCCAAGAAGCAGCCGCUCGAGCGCAGGAGCAGCGACAGCCCGAUCAAGCCGCUCAACGACAUCAUGGACCUCACCAAGGCGGUCGACCUGACGACGACGGCCCUCUCGCAGUUGUGGACGACCUACCACCAGACCAAGGGCUUCUUGUCGGCCGCCGUACCGCUCGAGACGUACCUGCGCAUGCUCAACAGCGCGCGCAAGUUCCCGUUGUUCGUGUUGCCCCUCGCCAAGGUCGCCGAGCUGCCAGAGGGGCAAGCCGAGGCGACCGAGAUGCACCUCCUCGAAUGGUCGAUCCUGCCGCCACCGCCAACGAUGACCGAGCCCGUCCCUCCCCCUUCCACCGUCCUGUUCACCCCUAUCGCCGAGUACAAGGCUCGCGGCGAGUACGCCCAGCCGUACCUCAUCUUGACGCACUAUACCGACCUCGCGGCGUCGCACAACGUCGUCCUCAUGCGCGGCGAGAUCAGCUCGAACGUGACGCUCAACGCGACCGAGGCCCAGGUGCUCGCGGUGCGGAUGCAGCUGUUCUACAACGACUCGGGCAAGGACGGGUCGAUCGAGGCUCAGCGGCGGGAGCUCCUGAGGAGCUUCCACGAGCAGCCGGAGCAGUUUGACGUCGAGAAGCUGGUCAAGGCGGGAGAGCUCACCGACGUGCAAUAGAUUCUCGAGGCCGGCCGUAUUGGCGGCCUAGAAGCCGUCCUGAAUGAC
Molecule: messenger RNA, 1113 nt
Organism: Rhodotorula graminis WP1
Lineage: Eukaryota; Fungi; Basidiomycota; Microbotryomycetes; Sporidiobolales; Sporidiobolaceae
Exons: 3
Coding region: 1-1065 (354 amino acids)
Biological process (GO): mitochondrial proton-transporting ATP synthase complex assembly
Cellular component (GO): mitochondrion
Source: RefSeq, a predicted model, not a curated record